This is a messenger RNA of Symbiodinium necroappetens, 1575 nucleotides long. The record is from the annotation of a GenBank genome assembly. NCBI's taxonomy places the organism in Eukaryota, Dinophyceae, Suessiales, Symbiodiniaceae.
AUGGCGCCAGCACUCUCUGGGCCGAGCGUCUUGUCUACAGCUCCACAGUGGGGCAAGAUUCGGAUCAAGCCUGCGUGCGGAGUGUAUUGCGUGGUGGGCACAGUGGGCACUCUGCGCUUGGCCAGCCUUGCUUGCCAGAGGGCUACAAGAGACAGACCUGGGAGAAAUUGGAGCAAGCGAGGCUGCAUUCAGAUCAAUGCUCGGAGCGAAGGCCACGAUGAACAGCAAAGAGCCCCCGAAGUAAUGUUGGUAACGGGCCAAGACCAUUGUCCGUGGGGAGAGGCAGGCACUGAGAUGAUGUCCCAGGGAUUGGGCUUCCAGACGCCUGCCACAUGGAGAGAGGCCGCCCAGCAUUUGUGCAAGAAGCUGCAGCAGGCCGUUCCAGGACUCGGCGUCCAUGUCGUCGAUGUUGCCGAGGCAGCGGAUCAAGCACCGCAGGCGACGCUGUGCGCCUGCGUCAACGUGCCCAGGAAGAUCUGCGAUCGCCUUGCGGAGUCUUGCCGAAAUCUUCUGAUUCUGUCACCGUCCGAUGGCGACAGCUCGGCAGCACGUCUAGUUUCGCGGCAACAGACGCGGCGCAGCGAAGCCGAAGUGCUACAGCAGUGUGAAGAACUUUGGUCAAGGCAAACAUCUGAGGACUGCCUUUAUGCUCUACUCUUUGCAGUGCAUUUCGCACUGAUGCCCGUGGAGUUUGUGGCACAGGAGCCCCAAAUCGACACGGUGGAAAAGGUCUUCACACUUUGCACAAAGUGCCUCUCCGAAGCCGUCGCGGCUGGCUUGGAUUCCGAAGCUCGGGCUUGCCUGGCUUGCCAGAUUCCAAAUCAGAACGGCUGCGACGUCCGCGACCAGACCCAGAUGUAUCGGUGCACGGUAAGCCACGAGUCUGAGUCUCUGGCCAGUCUAGUUCGUUGCUUCGAACGUCGCAGCAUCUUCGACUGCGACGCCCGAAUUCCCGACCUGCAGUUUGAUCCCUUAACUGAGUUCCGAGGGAAUCAGCUGAGUCUCGAAGCGGCAUGGAAGAUCAUGGAGGGUCACUGGUCUUUGGACCCGUCAAGUUGUUCAUGGAGGCCAGUUCUGGGUCAGAACCCAGCUUAUGACUACUUUCCCUGCCAGUUUAAUAGCUGGUACAGAGAUCCGCGUGGGAGUCGAGGCUGGUACGAUCCUGUUUUCAAAGUGGUUACACUGGAUGGGCGCGAAGUCUGGCGCAAGCGCCACUACCGUGUCCUUCCAGGAGACGUGCCGGGUAGUUUUCGUCUGAGCACCGAAGACAAUGGAAUCUCCUUGCGAGAGUAUUGGCGAAUCGUGGAUGCAGACGAUGAUCUAGCUUGGGCUGUCUUGCACUAUGCUGGUGCCGCGCCGCGUGUUGGCCAAAGCUAUACGGGCUCGUUGUUGGUUUCGAGAGACGGCUGUCUGCCAGAUGCAACUCCCUCACAGCGCAUCGCCGCUGCCUUCCAAAAAGCUGGUGUUGCAAAAUUCGAGCUUUAUGCGAUACACCAGGGAGAGGCGUGCCUCGCAGGCGGAGACUGCGGGAAGCCACCACUGACCGAGUUCCGUGGUCUGCGCAGGUACACGUAG